Manis pentadactyla (Chinese pangolin) is the source of this 12612-nucleotide messenger RNA. It is a transcript of the gene KLF12, whose product is annotated as KLF transcription factor 12. Gene Ontology annotation, molecular function: DNA-binding transcription factor activity, RNA polymerase II-specific; RNA polymerase II cis-regulatory region sequence-specific DNA binding. The transcript has 8 exons. The record is from RefSeq and is a predicted model, not a curated record. The coding region runs from base 2158 to 3366 and encodes 402 amino acids. Gene Ontology annotation, biological process: regulation of transcription by RNA polymerase II. Lineage: Eukaryota; Metazoa; Chordata; Mammalia; Pholidota; Manidae.
AUUAAUAAUAUCAAUAAUCUCUGGUUGGAGCAGUAAACAGCUCCCUGGUUCCUUGGAGCUCUUCAAUGGGCUUCUCUGCAGAGUCCCCAAGCUGGGUUACUAUUUGCAGGGCCCCUAGUGGCAGGAAGUAUCUUUAGGCUUGAUUAAGGCUUAGUUAGGUUCUCUCCAGAAAGAUCUUCCAGACUCCUGCCCACAGGUACAGUCCAGGCAACAGUUUGUAACCUGAAUGAGAAGAAAAGUGGACGUGUCAACACUCUGCCCUCCCUCACUCUGUUCCCUUUAUGCCUCCCUCACCCACCUGGCAUCCCUGUUCUCUCAGUAGAAGCCCAGGUUUUACUCUAUACAGAGAAUGAACCGCUGGUCUUCUAGGAUUGGGGAGGGUAGACGCCUGUGUUCACUAAGGUAUGGCAUCUGGAGAUCGAACUAAUUCUUAGAGGGAUUGUCAACUAAUCUCUCUUGUUUUAGCUAAAUUUUACCCCCAUUUCUAGGGUUAUAGAGAGCUAAAUGCCUCCUGGAUUUGGGGAGGUUUUGUUGGGUAAGUCAUACUGCUUCUCAGGUUUCCUCACAAUCGGCUUAGCCUCUUUCAGCUUUUGAGGGCCUGCUAAAUCUUUUUCCUUGCCUCCAUCUGCUUUUUCCUUUCCAAAAAGUUUGUUUUUUUGCUCCUGUUGACUCAUCUCACAUUCUAUGCCUAAAGAAAAUCUGUUACCUCUUAUUUUAUUUGAACUGGGGAGAGAUUGAAAUUCAAUGUGCAUAAUCAGCCUGCUCUUUCUUUACCCAGAAGUCAGAUUCCUGUUGGCCAUUUGAGUUUCCCUUCUGUCAAUCAUUUAUCCAUAUGUUGUACCAGGUUUUUCUAUUAAGUUUUUUUAUCUUUUUCUUUGUGGAUUUCCUUAUAUAUUCUAGAUUUUUAAUUCCUUAUUGAAUUUGUAUCCUUAUAUCAAUAGUUUCGGGCUGUAUGGUUAAGUUCUACUCUCAAAAUUUUAAUUUUCUGAACUGUGAAAUUAAAUGCUAAUAUUGUUGGACUCUUAAGUGUGCAUCCUUGCUGUGUGGGAUCCCCAAAACAUAAGUGCUACAGUGAUUUAGUGCUUAAAACUUUUCUUUCUCUUUUUUAUAAAAUGACAGCAUUGAAAAAAGACCUAUUAUGUUUGUAGUGUCUGUUUUGUGUGAGUUUGUCUUGGUUAGGGAUAUAGGCAGAUUGUCCAGCUCCGGCAGAGGCUGAUUGUUCUACAGUAUCUGUUCUUUCUUUCUUCUAUGGUGAUAGGUUUUCACUUGUGUACAUGGCUUCCCAGAAUAAAUAAGGUAUUUUCCAGCCUCUAGAGGUAGCCAAGUAAGUUCCAGCCAGUAAACUGUAAAUGGGUGUUCAGUAGCAGUUUCUGUUGACCCACCUUUGAAGUCACCUACUGCAUUCCGUUCACCCCAAAUCUUCAUCCUUUUUUCAUACCUGUUGGGUGGAAUGUGGAUACAGUGGUUGGAGGAGUAGAUGGGGUCCAACUCUAGGAAUGGUGGUGCUGUGAGCGGGAACGUUCGUGGGUUCUGUGAGACUCAAGAGAGCAGAACUCCACACAGCCCUUGACUGUCUGCAUUCUGAGUGCUAGAGAGAGAAACUGCAGUCACGCCUAAGCCACUGCCCUUUUAAGUUUGCUGACAGCUGCAGCUAAACCCAAUCCUAAGCAGACAUACCACCUCAAAUUUGCCUAAUCAAAAAUAGGUUUAUGGUUUAUUGGCUUACGGAACAGGUUUAUCCAAGAGGUGAAGCUGUUUUUAAGUACCGCCCCAUGCAGCAGCUUAAAUUAUGUCAUCAGUACCCUGUUUCUCUGUUUACUUUUGCUUCUGCUUGCUUUAUUCUCAGACUAUUAGAAUUUGGCAACAGUAUGGCUGCUGGGUGUCUCCAUUGUAAAAACAUUUUAUAUUAUUAGAGAAAGAGCGAGCACUUUGAUCUGAUAACCUAACAGUUAGCCUGGUCACCCAUUCCCUAAACCAGUCAAGGUGAUCAGGGGGAGAAUACUCAGAUCAGUUCAGCCAGGGUCAUAUGCCCACUCGGGCUGGAGGGGAAGGCAAUCCUUAUCCAAAUAUAUAGACUAAGCAGAAUUCCUUUGGGAUGAAGCACGGCUGAUUCCAAGAAGACACUGGAUCAAUGUGACUCUAGAAACAAAUGGAUGAAUGAAUGUCCAUAUGAAGAGGAAAACAAUCAAGAAUAUCAACACCUUUGAGAACAGAAUGUUAAUGCUUGAUGGGAUGCCGGCAGUCAGAGUCAAAACAGAGCUUUUGGAAUCUGAGCAAGGGUCUCCAAACGUCCACAACUACCCCGAUAUGGAAGCUGUUCCCCUGUUGCUAAAUAAUGUGAAAGGGGAGCCCCUGGAGGACUCGUUACCUGUAGAUCACUUCCAAACGCAAACUGAGCCAGUGGACUUGUCAAUCAACAAAGCCAGGACAUCCCCCACAGCUGUUUCAUCCUCCCCCGUUUCCAUGACAGCAUCUGCCUCCUCACCCUCCUCAACUUCAACCUCGUCCUCGUCUUCUAGUCGUCCAGCCUCAUCCCCAACUGUUAUAACAUCAGUAUCUUCUGCAUCAUCUUCGUCAACAGUAUUAACUCCAGGGCCCCUUGUAGCCUCUGCGUCUGGUGUGGGAGGCCAGCAGUUUUUGCACAUUAUCCAUCCUGUACCGCCUUCAAGUCCCAUGAAUUUACAGUCUAACAAACUGAGUCACGUUCACCGCAUCCCCGUGGUGGUACAGUCGGUGCCUGUUGUCUACACAGCUGUGCGGUCACCUGGAAAUGUGAACAACACUAUUGUAGUGCCGCUUUUGGAGGACGGGAGAAGCCAUGGCAAAGCACAAAUGGACCCUCGAGGCCUAUCUCCCAGACAAAGUAAAAGUGACAGUGAUGAUGAUGACCUGCCAAAUGUGACCUUAGAUAGCGUUAAUGAAACUGGAUCCACGGCCCUUUCCAUAGCCAGAGCAGUACAAGAGGUUCAUCCAUCCCCAGUAUCAAGAGUCCGGGGAAACCGAAUGAAUAGCCAGAAGUUUGCUUGUUCAAUUUCACCAUUUAGUAUUGAGAGCACAAGACGCCAGAGACGGUCUGAAUCCCCAGACUCCAGGAAACGGCGUAUCCACAGAUGUGAUUUUGAGGGAUGCAACAAAGUGUACACAAAAAGCUCUCACCUGAAGGCUCACCGCAGGACACAUACAGGGGAGAAGCCCUACAAGUGUACCUGGGAAGGCUGCACCUGGAAGUUCGCGCGUUCGGAUGAACUGACGAGGCAUUACCGCAAACACACGGGAGUGAAGCCAUUCAAGUGCGCAGACUGUGACCGCAGCUUUUCCCGGUCAGAUCAUUUGGCACUGCACCGUCGGAGGCACAUGCUGGUGUGAGGAAUGCUCCCUGGCCAGCUGGGCCGAAGAGCUGGGUCUCUUGGCAGCACCCAAUUCAGCAGGGCUGAAUCCCCUUCACAGUGUUAACACGAAAGGGCAUCACCACCCCACGAUGCCUGAAAACCAGAGCAGGAGAAAGAAGUAGCCCUUCUCCUUUUGGUCGGAAGGUAACCCCCAUCACGACUACCCGAGAAACGUCUUCACGCUGGCCUGGGAGAUCGGGGACACAGAUGCUGAAGAGACAGGCAUUGUUUUGCGUGCUGUGUACUCUGCCGUUUAAAGAUGUUUGUAGCUUGUACAUUUUCUGAGCUGUCAGACAUUUUGUUAUUGAUACUUUAAAGGUCAUCUACCACAAAUUGAUGGCUAGAGCAAGACCUUUUACAUUGGGAUUAUUCUCCCGUCAUCCCACCCCUUAACCCCUUUUUACAGAAAGUUUAGUUACUAUCUGAGUAAGGCAGAACACACAUCCAAUCUGUUACCAGCAAGCAGCAUGAAAGUAGAAAAGAAGAGGCUGUUGGAGGGGUUCCAUUACCUGCAAAUAAAGGGGCACUCAGACAGCCCUUUGCAAUAGCGAUGGCGGCAACCAGAUAUCACCCGCGACCCGUCAUUAUGCCAUGCCCUGGAGACAACCAACAUUGAAUCUCUCAUUUGUUUGUCGUUGAUUGUAUUUGUUUGUUUUGAUUCUGUUUUGUCCGUCUGUUCAAGCAGAGGGGCAGUGACAUUUCGGUUGGAGUCUAGUCCUGGUGUCCGCCCUGGCGUGCGCCAGCACAGAGGUGUUCUGUGGUUGAAUAGGAAGAGCCUGUCUAAAAAACUACUGCCCCACUUCAAAUCGCAGUGUUCUGUCACCUAGGUAUCAUCUCCUCCUGCCCCUAGUAUUUGAUUACAAGGAAUCGGGGGGAAAAAAACUUCCUUAGACACACUGGCACCAAGGGGAGAGGUGGGGCUGCCCAGGCAAAGUCAGCGAACAUGGAAAAUCAGACAAAGCAGAGAUGGAAAUAAUGCACCUCUUGAGGAGAAAAGCAAUAACGAAUAAAAGGACUUUCCUACAAUAACUUCACUGAGGACUCACGUUACCAAUUUUCAUACUUACUAAAGGGACUGUAAAAAAACACCCCUGCAUUUUAGAUGGCUUGGUCACAUUCACAGCACUGAGGUAAUCUCUCUGCUGUUAGUUGCCCUGCUUGGGUGAGCACCACAAUUGAAGACUGUGCUCCCCUUUCCUGGUUCGGAAACAGUUAUUUGGUGACUAGAAGUGCCGGCGAGGCAGAGUAGAGAAUGAACUCUUGGGCUCAUGGGUCAGUUCUCCUUGGAAUUGAGUCGGGGGAAAGGCAGUGUGCCCCGCCACUUGAGGAAAGCCUGACCUGGUGCUAGUUUCCUCACUUGGAGAGCCAAGGAUAAGUGACUCUCUCAUAGGUUCUUCUGUACAGAUUUCCUUUUCUAAACUGUCCUAGCACCCAGUGGUUCUGCACAGGCAACUGCAGGGAUGUUGAACCCCCACUCCUCCUGUGCUGGGGAUGCAAGGAAAUUCUAGUCCCCGUCUACCCGCUAAAAUUCAGAGCCCUUUUUGCAAUUAGCAAAGUAUACUGUAAACCAAGCAAUACAUCACCAACAAGCACUCUUUCAGAAAAAUCACCACAUUUUCUCCCCACUAAAAGCUGCUUUUUUUCAGCUUAAUGUGGCUAAGGGGCUUGGUGAGGUUUUUCGUUACUGUUAAGAUUUUUUAUAGCCAGGAUAUCAAAGGUUGCCAUCAUAGACCUUUGCAGUGUAUUUUAAUUACAAACACUUGAUUUGGGGAGUUGCACAGAUUAACCUCACAAUAUCACUAGGUCAUUUUUAGAUGUAUGAACAUUCUGAAAUAAUCACCAGUUGCACAAGUAUCCUUUUUAGGAUCAUCUUCAAAUUCAUAUGAUGUUAUUCAGAACUAUGAACAUUGAAAACAGGAACAAUUUGUGUUGGAUGGUACUAAAAGGAACUUUUUUUUUUUAAUAUUCAGGCAACAGCAUAAUGAUUUUCAGGUCAAAUUCUAUCUUCAAAAUAUGCGCUCUAUAUUUUCUGCCAGAUCUGAAAAAGUCAUCAGGCAGUUUCCCUUCAACAAGGGCUGCAAGUCUAUUGAUAAAUAGCUUCUUUAGCUACACAAUCUACUACCCACAGAGCAUUGGUUUUUGUUUGGUUUUUUUUUUUUUUCUUAACCAACUGGAAAGUUUUUUAUCUGUACUGUAUGCAACUCUUACUUCUCAUUGCCUGUGGCCAUUUUGAAUAGAAAAAAGCCUCUGGGUGCCUUGAUGCAUGCUAGCUCUGGGUACUGGUCAGUGGCAAAGAACACAGAGAGUGGCAAACACAGCCCUGAAGCCCCCUCUGCACGUCCUGGCACCUGCUUAGCAGGCAUGGAGAAUCACUCAGGUGAAGUGUCGACUUGGUUUAAUUCUGCCUGCUCUCCUGAGACGGGCCGGUCCUCGUCUCCACUGAGAGAUGUCUUCAGAGUGUUCCAGGUAGACGUGGUUUUUAGAAUUCAUAGAACUGACAGCCAGUGGGAGCUUCCUGAGUGACAGCUUGAUUUAAAUUUAGCACGAAACCCAGUGAGCUGCUUCUCUCUAAUAACAUGGAAAAGGUUCGGGGAAGUAAGCUUUUUCUCCUCAUCCUCUGAAGGUGGAAACCAGACUCAGAUGGGAAGUUAUCUCAUGAAGUCUGUCAACAUUACACCAUUUCUCCCUUUAGACUCUCAGUACUUCUAAGGAGGGAUCCAAGCCCAAGUGCUGAGCGGGUUGCUGACCCAGAUCCCAGGACUGAAGCUUCCCUGGGGCUUGUCUGAGGACAUAGCAAGUUCUCCUUGGCGGGUGUCUCACUAAUGUUUCCCCAUGGAAGGGAAAGUGGUUUGGGAGAAAUGGCAUUGGGCUAGAGAGGACAAAUAUCUUCAGGCGUGGAAAAACCUGCUCCCAUCUUCUGUCUGUUCUAGCCUCUUUGGAAAAGCACAGUAAGUAGAUGAGGUGCAACAGAAAAAGAGGAAGAGAAUCCAAAGGAUUCGUCAGUUGUUCCGUAACUAAAAGCAUCCUUGGGUUUUAAAUUUGAGUUUGCAGCUGGGCAUUUGUGUGUGUUUGGGAACGUCUACACAGGUGGCUGUCAUGACUUGCUGGCUGCAGUAGGCCUGAUGACCUCUUUGCUGAGUAGAGAUUAGAGUUCAAGGGAGUUCACAUCAUUUAAAAAGUGACAAGGUUCACACUUUGAGGCUUUAGGAGGCUCCCUCCUCUUAAGUUUGAUUCCCUGGUAGGAAAAAGAUUCACACUUCCCCAGCACCUCCAGCUCCAUCCUGUCAAUUGUGUGUGGACUCUGGGAAGCCGGCUUGAUAACUUGUCUUAAGUUCUAUUAAGACAUUUUAGGCUGAAAUUCCUAAUUGCUUUACCAUAAAGAUUGUACUACUUCCUGGCAUUACUUUUAUAAAACACUAUAGGACAUUUAUUUUCAAAAGCAGUUGAAUAGCAGUAACAUAAACCACAUUUUUUUUAAGAGUACUUUUUAUUCACUUGAGAGUUUAAGUGGAAAAUAGGAAAAGGGUUGUCAGGGGGGAAAAGCUUACAAAAUGCUACCGUGUUUACAGAUGCCAGUUCUAGAUGAUUAGAAAGGCCAUUCUCAUUGUGGUUGAAAUUUGGAAUCACUUAUAGAAAGACUGCGUUCUUUUUUUUAUGGCUUUUUUUAACUUCAAAUUGCCAUUUGUGUUUUAAACAUAAAUAUAAUUCUGUACUUUGAAAUCAGUUCAUUAGAGUGAUAACAUGUAUAUGGAUAAAGAUGCAGUAUUCCUUAUUCUGUUCUUUAUUUAUUAUACUUACCAAAGCUGCAAUUGAAUAAAUCUGUUGAGGUGAGGCCUUCAAAUGUAUCAAUACACCUUUGUUAUGUUGUUAUGACUGCUUAGAAAUGUAGCCAUGGUGUUGUUAUAAAGGUGUCUUAAUAUUUAUAGUAAGGAUUGACAGAAUUUAAGCAGUAUUAAGAAUACCACCAUCCACGAUACAUUGAGUUACAGUCAUCAUAUAAGGGACUGAUCAUAAGAUGACUCUUGUGAAUCAUCAUAGGCCCAGGAAGCCUUAAUACUCAUAGUCCAUAAUCCAUGCUCAGAUUCUGCUCUUAACUAAUGCCUCUAAAAUUGGGAGGAAAAUGUAUUCUGCAAUUUAAUUGAUCAAAUCUCUUCCUUCAGUUUUCUAAGGUAGUACAUCUCAUUAAAAAAUCUUUCCAUUUGCUUUGGUUUUGUUUAGAAAAGAGGUUUGGAAAGUCAGUGUCUUCUGUAUUACAUUUCUACUUGUCCCCAUGCUGCCUUCAGGUUACCUGUACAGGCAUGCCCACCUUAUGCAUACCUGUAUACACCCCUGUUUAUGUGUGGGCUAAUAAAUAGCAACAAAGAACUUUUUUAAAAGAAUAAUUUGUAAUAAUUCAUGCUGUCUAGAAAUGUAAAUUAUUUACCUUAUUAGGGAAUCAGCUUAUAAUGCUAUGUAUGACUCUGCCUGCAUUUUGUAGUUAAGAAGUGUACAUACAAAUUUAAAAUGCUAUAUUUUCACAGUUUCAUUAUAGAGUAAUGUCUGUUUUAGUAACCCAUGUCCAUUGGUACUUUAAAUAUGCUAAAUACUGUGCAAUUGCAAUAGAAAUUCAGAUUUUCAUAAGUAAAUGAAAUAGGAUACUGCAUCUUUAAAAAAAAUAGAGUGAAAAUAUUUUACUGUAUUCAUAACAUAUGUGAUAGUGCAAAAAGUAUUUUCAGACUCACAAAUUUUACAGAGGUUGUAAAUAGUUUGAUGAAGUAUGUCGGGGAAAAGAGCUUCUAGUUUUCAUCACAAUAAAAAAAAGAGACUUGUUCAGAUAUGCCUUGUAUAUCUUAUACACAAUUAUCAGUGUUGUCAUGGAAACUCUGUUCCACUUUGUCAGAGCAUAUACCUUGUGCUCUGAGAAAAUGGAGUGGCCACUUGUCUCAGUUUAGCCCAGAUGGUUUAAAACACAGUGAAGUCAUUUUAAGUUGCAAACAACUGAUUCCAAAUUCAAAAAGUCUUUUCCUGAAAAGGGGAGCACAGCUGCCCAGGACAUGACUUAUGCUCAAGAGAAGCAUCUAGCAAUUGUUCUCUUUUCUCAGUUACCUUCCUAUUCAAGGAAGUAAUGCUUGAUCAAAAAAACUAUAUAGGUGUUUAUUCUUGUUUAAGUCCAGAGGGGGAAUACUUUUGGAGUAGCUACAUGUUGACAAGAUUAAGUGCUAUGGAUAUGGCCACAUGUUAAGUGAGUCUGUACUGGCAAUAAGAAUAAGCUAAUGCCCAUUUUCGUAAAUGAAUUAAAAGCUGAAAGUGCCUGUCAAUAAACGUUAUGACCAAUGAGAUAUUCCUGUACUCUCACACAGCAAUAAUUCUUCAUCAGACUAGGUUUUUCCUCCACAUUUGGGAAACACACACAGAAUAGAGUAAAUAUAUGCACAUAGUAAAUUGAAUCUGUUCACAUAACCACAGAAAUUCUUUUGUGUCUUUUUAAAUAUACCUAAUCUUGUUUAUGUUAGCUUUUCUUGGUUUCAUCUUUCUUGCUUACAGAAUAUAAGAAUUCAAGUCUGAAUAUUAAGGCUAUCUUCAGUGUAUACUCUGGCAUAUGGUAAUUACAAUUUUGAGAUAAAUAUUCACUGGGAUUAGCCCCAAAUUUACAAAGCACCAUGUAUGGCUCAAAAAGUUUUGCUCAGUUAACAAAAGCCAAUUUGUUUAGAACAAAACACUAGAGAUAUUUGUUUGUUUGCUUGUUUAACUUUGUUAUAUCCAUUAAUAUCAAAUGCUCUAAUCCAUCUUUAUUUCUCUAUUUCCUUUUUCUCUAAUUAUUUUCUGUUGCCAUCUAACAGCUGUUUUGGAAUGAGUAUCAACACAAUCAUUUCACCCUAAAAAGUCUACUGAAAUAUGGCUGAAACUUAAAAAAGCCUAACUUUUAACCAAGCUUUGCAGUUAGUCCUGGAAAACCAGAUUUACAUUCACAAUGGCACAACAUUUUCCUGUAAUUAUUUUACUGCUAAAAGUAAAGUUAUUAAAAAUAUAUACAAAAAAUAUAUACAAUGAGAUUAUAUGAAUAGACAAGAGCCCUGGAAAUUCUCCAGACUUACCAACUCAGAAUGCAGAUCUAUCCAAACAAGUUAUUGAGGGCUAUCAGUAAAAUUAGACAAUUUAAAAGCCAAACAUUUGGUCAGAGCAAUUUAAAAAGUCUGUGAUUAAACACUCAGGCUUUAGACAGUGAAGACUCCCACGAUAGACGGUGUUCUCCAGAACCAGACCACAGGCCUAAACCCAUCCACUAUUUCCUCCUCUACACUUCAGAAAGAAAAGAAGGAAAUAUGCCUGGAUAGGGUGUAAAACAACCAAUUCAACAUCAAAGGGAAGCUGUUGGGUUCCUUAAUCUCAUGGAAGUCAUGGCUUUUGACUGGGCUGUUUACUGCCAAGUUGUCUGAAGGUACUGAAAGAACAUUAGUUCGUGGAAAAGUAAAAAAUUCAGCAAACCAGGAAAUAAGAGCUAUGGUUUAUUAAACCCUGACUAUAUGAUGAGCACGAUACCAGGUAAUUAUUAGACUCAAUCCUCUCAUCUGUACAAUGGUUCUACAUUUUAUGGAUGGGAAACUGAGGCACAGAGAGAUUAGCUGAGUUUUCCACCAACAGAAAUGGUGGACGAUAGAGUGGGAAUGUGAAGCUACCUAUCACUGGCUCUGAAGCCUGCCUUAUUUCUACCACAUCGCUCUGCACGUGUGUUCCCAGCAGCCAGAUUUCCAGAUUUCUAACUCUUCCGUAGUUUUAUUAUGGAUGCAUAGUCCUCAUAUUUUCUAUGUAAGACAUAGGAACAUGAUACAGCACAUGAUUUGACAGUAGUGCAUAAUAUAUGAAGUCAGUCCUCUGGGAAGCCAUGCAUGAAGGAUCAUUUUAAGCAAACGGCAACAACCAGAUGUCUCCAUGAACUUACACUUACCUCCUAAAUGUUUGUCUUAGAGAUCCAAAAGUUGUCAAAACUCUUACAUACUUAUUAGCAUUUUCACAAGAGUGGAGUAUUCUCAAUUCUGCUUAUUUCUUUGUAGCUAUAUAAAAGCCUUCCCACCUAUACAGACCUUCUAGACUCUGCAUAAUUUGCGUUUGAAAUGUUCACCUCUGCGGAGCUAGUUGCUCAUCCCGAGCCCACUCUUGGCCGUUGCUGGGGCAGCCAUGAAGCAUUCAGUGGAUGAGCAAGGAGAGAAAACAGUUAAGUCCUUUUCAGAUUUCUCACCUAACAGCACCGCCUUGGAAUGUUUUAAAUAGUCUUAUAAAUAAUUUGUUUAUUGUGUUUGUUAUUAGUUUCAUUGAACUUUAUGUAAGAAACUGUCCUACAUCAAAGAAAUGAACCCCCUCCUUUUCUGUGUGGAACAAGGUCUCUGACAGAAUUGAUCCAUGGGAAGUACUAAUGGACUUGGAAAACAUUAAGUGAAUGUCAUUUCUCAUGGUGUUUCUUUUUCUGAAAAUGAAUCCCCUGAAUUAUGAUAUUUCUCCCUGUUAUUUGCUGAGGGAAGAGAGAAAACCUGUAUAAACAAAUCCCGUCCGUGCUGAAAGCAAGUGCUGGGUGCGCACAGCUGCCGCGGAGAGGGGCUCUCUCCUCAGUUAAUUGGGUUUCGCUAGCCAUAAUUUCUCAACGACAAAACCACAACUUUGAGUUGAAAAGAGGUGAAUAGUGGAAAUAGUAACAUCAGUAUGUUUUGCUUUCUGCAUUUCAUUUCUAGAAAUUAAAAAUGUUUGAAACAACAGAGUUUGGCCUUUGUGCGAAGCAAGACCAACGGCUCUUUGUGGGAUUAUUAUAUCUUGCUUUUUCCAAAGCAGGCUUAGCAAGACUUUCAGUGAGAUUCGUUUUUGUUGAAAAAUGAGGGUGAAGAGGAGGAUAAAAUUUGGGUCAAAGUCUUGUAGAAGUGCUCAAGUACUCAAAAAGCAAGAUAUUUUAGGGACAUACCAGCAUCUUCCCUUUCUGCUCAUUUCAUGCUCUGAAGAUAACAACAGAAAACUUAGAACAUGCUUGUGCCCUACUUGUGUUUCUAGUUUUCCCAUAGCAGACUUCUGUGAUUACAUCCAGAGUACAGUAUAUAUUUUGUGGCUCAAAACUUUCUCUUGCACUGGAUGGGUGUUAUUGAACUGGGGCACUGGUGCCUAUAUUCAAGGCUCUUUCCUAUCAACUUGUCUGUCCACAAUUUGUUGUGUUUAAAACUUCAUUUUUCAAAAUCACCAUCUCCCUGCCAGAAUGGUGGUUCUUUUGUUUUUUUCAUGUCUAUGUGGGACUCAUUGCAUCACAUGGCCGACCAACUGUCCAUGGAUAUGAGAGAACUACUUACAAAACCAGCUUGAAAACAUCGUCUUGUGUAUUAUGUCAUCCUGCCUCACAAUGCAAUUAUGUGUAUCAUAACAUACUCAUUUUAAAAAAGAGAAACCAGCAAAUUCAUGUUUGUCCAUAGAAGAAUGUACUCAGAACUUUUUGUAUUGUGAAACGAUGAGAACCGACCACCUUUAAGAUACCCACCUGCCACUUAAAAUGACUUAGUUAUACUUAGUAGUAGUCUAGACAUUGCUCUCAGUGUGUGGGGGUCAAUUCCAAUGUCAUAUUCUUUUGAAUAAUAUCUCUAAGUCGUAUUUUUUAAAUUACAUGGGAAUAAAGAAAAAUGUCAUCUUUGGCCAAAUCAAGCAGGCAUCUUUUUCCUUUUCCUUGACACUUAUCUCAUUAUACAUGGUGAUUUAGAUCACAAAAUCUAUCAGUGUAAAAAUAGAAAAACGUCUUUUUGUUUACACAACAGUUAUUCUAGACUUGAAGCCUCUGAACAGCAAAUUGAAUAGAAGUGCUGUGUCUGAUUCACUUUACAGAUACAAUUCUACAAAAGACUCUUGGGUCUCUGACCCCGGAGAGUUGGAGUGCCCAGAGGAAAUCCUACCAUUAAAGGAUAAAACCCCCCAAUGAUGCUGGCAAGCAAAUGUGUUAAUUUCUUAAAUCUCCAUUUAGUUUUCUGUUCAGAGUUUUAAUUGCAAAUGAAUUUCUUUCUCCAGCUUAUCUAAAGAUCUAAUUUCCCAAUAGUUUCCUCUGCAUUUAUAUACUCUGUAGGGUUUAGGCAACCCCUGUUAUGAGUUCAUUAAUAUUAUGUAAGUGUUGUUCUUGUAUUUAUGUAUAGUGUAUGUAUUGUAAAUAUACUCAGAGCUUUUUUCCUUUUACUGUAAAAUGGUGAUUUUUUUUUUUUUUGCCCUAUGAUAAUGUAAAGGGAGACCC